Messenger RNA from Engraulis encrasicolus (European anchovy), 1173 nucleotides. It is a transcript of the gene meis2b, whose product is annotated as Meis homeobox 2b. Gene Ontology annotation, molecular function: DNA-binding transcription activator activity, RNA polymerase II-specific; RNA polymerase II cis-regulatory region sequence-specific DNA binding. The record is from RefSeq and is a predicted model, not a curated record. The transcript has 12 exons. Lineage: Eukaryota; Metazoa; Chordata; Actinopteri; Clupeiformes; Engraulidae. Gene Ontology annotation, biological process: animal organ morphogenesis; positive regulation of cell population proliferation; eye development. Bases 1 to 1173 code for a protein of 390 amino acids.
AUGGCGCAAAGGUACGAUGAACUGGCCCACUACGGUGGUGGAAUGGAGGGAGUUGGAGUCCCGACGUCAAUGUAUGACCCGCACGCCCCACGGCCUCUACCUCAGGUCCACCACUUGAACCACGGGCCCCCGCCUCACGCCAACCAGCACUAUGGAGCCCACGCACCGCACAGUAUUAUGCCCAGCAGCAUGGGAUCCGCAGUCAACGACGCCCUGAAAAGGGACAAAGACCAAAUAUAUGGCCAUCCGCUAUUUCCACUGCUCGCGCUUGUGUUUGAGAAAUGCGAGCUGGCCACAUGCACGCCGAGGGAGCCCGGGGUGGCAGGCGGCGACGUAUGCUCCUCGGACUCUUUCAACGAGGAUAUCGCCGUCUUUGCCAAACAGAUACGUGCAGAAAAACCACUAUUUUCGUCGAAUCCAGAGUUAGACAACUUGAUGAUUCAAUCGAUACAAGUGCUUCGAUUUCAUCUCCUGGAAUUGGAGAAGGUGCAUGAACUUUGUGACAACUUCUGCCAUCGGUACAUAAGUUGCUUAAAAGGAAAAAUGCCAAUUGACCUCGUAAUUGACGAUCGGGAUGGAUGCAAAUCUGAUUUUGACGACCUAUCAGGAUCCUCUACAAAUCUCGCAGAUCAUAACCCCGCGACUUGGAGGGAUCUGGAUGACGCACACUCCACGCCAUCCGUGGGGACGCCAGGGCCUUCAAGUGGGGGACAUGCGUCCCAGAGUGGGGACAACAGCAGCGAACUCGGAGAUGGCCUGGAGAACAGCCUGGCGUCCCCUGGCACGGGCGACGAGGAUGACCAGGACAAGAAGCGGCAGAAGAAGAGGGGCAUCUUCCCCAAGGUGGCCACCAACAUCAUGCGCGCCUGGCUCUUCCAGCACCUCACGCACCCGUACCCCUCAGAAGAGCAGAAGAAGCAGCUUGCUCAGGACACUGGCCUCACCAUCUUGCAAGUGAAUAACUGGUUCAUCAAUGCCAGAAGAAGAAUAGUCCAGCCAAUGAUUGACCAGUCCAAUAGAGCAGUGAGCCAGGGGGCAGGCUACAGUCCUGACGGCCAGCCCAUGGGGGGCUACGUCCUGGAUGGACAGCAGCACAUGGGCAUUCGACCAGGUAGUCCAAUGGGUGCCAUGGGUAUGAACAUGGGGAUGGAUGGGCAGUGGCAUUACAUGUAA